Molecule: messenger RNA, 1464 nt
Organism: Symbiodinium necroappetens
Lineage: Eukaryota; Dinophyceae; Suessiales; Symbiodiniaceae
Source: the annotation of a GenBank genome assembly
AUGGGGGCCCACGCGACCGAGGCGAAGCUUUGCAUCCGAGGAAUAAACCUGCAACGGAUGCUUGCGACACGCUGGCCGGUACUGAAGCUGCUGGCGGACCUGCAAAAGCCAGCGGCCUUGGCCUACGAGUCAUCUUGCAGCAGAUUGCAGCAUCCCUCGCUAAACUGGGACCUCUGGCUGGAGCAGGACGGGGCAGAGCAGAGCAUAGGGGCGGUGGCCGGGGGCGGGCUGCACUUCGUGUGUUCGGUACAGGUGACUGCAUAUGCUGAAGUUGCAGCCUCCUGGCUCCAGGGCGACUUUGAGGACAGGGCAGGUUGUCCUCGGGUUGAUCCGCCAGCAAUCCUGGACACUGCUACCGCGGAAGCAAACGGUGUUGUUUGGAAAUCUUCAUCGGGUGCGAUUGCAGAAGGUCGAAGCAUAGCUGAGUGGACCGCUAUGUGUCCGCUCGGAAUCCUGGCAGCUUAUGCUGUGCGGGCAGCUGGCCUGGUUCUUGGUCAUGUGGAUGUGUACCGGAUCGUCCAGCGCGCGAUCGAGACGGCAGAGUCCGCGAUGGCCUCAUUGGAAGGAAUCUUGGAGUCGCCCUGGCCGAUCUUCAAGGCGGGUUUUGCAUGCGAUGAGAAGCUUGACAUCAUUGGCCAGCUUUCACCCGCAUGCCUCAUGAAGAGAACCUUCCACGAUCUGCAGCUCUCUCCGGAGGACUUGGAGGUUAGUGGCGCCGCUAUGCGCUCGAAUGUCUGGACGCGUACCGCGAAAACACUGCGGAGCGCUGCUGAGCGCAGCCAGAGGGCACACGGCACAUCCGUGGUGGUGCUGACAGGUUUGCCACAUCAGAGAGUGGGUCACCUUUUGGACCUGUUCAAGCAUGCCGACAAGAUGGGCUACUUGGCUCCUCUCGUCAUUGUGCCGCUCGAGCCGAAUGUCACGGAGUCAUGCUCCAAGAUUGUAGAAGUCUACGCGGCGCGGUCUACGAUGCCAGAGGAUUGGUCUCCCUGUCUGCCAUUUCUGUCGCGAUUUCAGCAGAGGGCCCAGUAUCUCUCCAUUUACACGGGGCUCCAGCUUGAUUUGCCGGUGUUGUGGUUCGAUUUCCAUGUGGUCUUCCUUGAAGACCCCUUUCACUGGCUGCCCUCGGCAGCUCUCGGCCAACUGGACCCUCCCAGAUAUCGGGAGUCUUGUCAGCACUUUUGCCUUGCUCCUGGCAAAGCGGACCUGUAUUUGGCGGAUGAGUUGUAUGCAGCCUUCUUGGUGAAGCCCACCCUGAUCUUCAUCAGGCCGACUGAGGCAUCUGUCGCAUGGCUGCGGACCUUUCUUCUUUGGCUUUGCACCUUCCCCUUUGCACAUGAGGCACGAGGUCUUCAGUUCAUGGUCUUUCCGGACCGCCAAGACGUGGUGCCCUCCGUGUCAAUGCUGCCGCCUGCCGAGGCACAGGGCCCAAGCGAAGAACGAAAUAUGGCCGGUCAAGGUCUG